Messenger RNA from Ipomoea triloba (trilobed morning glory), 1994 nucleotides. RefSeq names its product glycosyltransferase BC10-like. The record is from RefSeq and is a predicted model, not a curated record. The transcript has 2 exons. Gene Ontology annotation, cellular component: membrane. Bases 678 to 1841 code for a protein of 387 amino acids. Gene Ontology annotation, molecular function: glycosyltransferase activity. Lineage: Eukaryota; Viridiplantae; Streptophyta; Magnoliopsida; Solanales; Convolvulaceae.
UUUGCCGUCUGCAAUCUGCAUAGCAUAGGGACUUUUACACCGAAAUUCGCAGAACUAUAUAUCCAAAAUAAGAAACUCGGCGACAGCAUAAUAGUAAACCUGCAAUGAUGUGCGUGAACUGUGUGUAUCGUUGAAGUACCUCUGAUGUUUAAUUGAUUCUUGAUUUCUUCGCCGUCUGUGAGUUUUCCAAUACUGAACUCAGAAGUGAAACUUUUUUUCUUGAUUCAUUUUUGGUUUUUUAUUGAUUUGCUUCCUGAGCUCCGAUGAUCUUUUAUUUAAAUCCCUAGCAGCCUUGAGGAUAUGAAUUGAGAUCCAUGUUAAAUUCCUUGACCUUUCCAAUCCGCUGUUGAAUUUCUGUUUGAUUGCAUCAACUUUCAGAAUUCAAAACUUUCAAUUUUGAGAAUUGGUUUCUGAUGGUCUGAUUGAGAGUGAACCAAAAAAAAGGUGAUGCCAAUUUGUUGUAAUUUUGGCUAGAGAGGUAUUGAAGGUCGAAGGUUGAUGAAAAUUGAUUGGGGAUUUUUUUGAUACAUUAGUUUUAGCUUACUUCAGACUAAUCUUAAGCCCCUAGAACCCUGCUCAAGAGUGGAUUAGAUUAAUUGGGAGUUGCCCUGUCAGUCCUCAGGUUCUAUACACUCUGCGCACAAGGGGUCUUAUUGAUAUAGAAUAAGGGGGAGAGAAUGAGUAAUGGGAAGAAAGAGGGGUCCGAGUAUAGAUUAUCAGUCCCAAGGGACUCCCCAAUCAGCAUGUUGACAGUGAUUUCAACUUUGGUUGUAUUUGUAGUUGGAGUGGUGAUUGGGCUGGCCUCUAGCACACACAUUGGUAGGUACUUGAGCUACCAAGCGCAGCAAAAUAUCAGGAAAAAUGCGUUGGAUGAUACGGUUGUGAGGUGCUUAUGUGAGGAUUGUUUGAGCAUGGAGAGUUUUCAGAGGCCGAGGAAUUUGAUUCAUGGGAUGAGUGAUGAGGAGUUGUUUUGGAGGGCGUCGUUGGUUCCUACCAAGGAAGAGUUUCCAUUUGAGAGAGUACCCAAAGUGGCCUUCAUGUUCUUGACUAGGGGAGAACUGCCCAUGAUGCCAUUGUGGGAAAGGUUCUUUAAUGGGCAGGACAAGAACAAAUACUCAAUCUAUGUGCAUGCCCUUCCAGGAUAUGUGCUCAGUGUGGCCAAUACAUCUGUUUUUUACAAACGCCAGAUUAAAAGUCAGAAUGUUGAAUGGGGAUCAGUAUCGCUGGUUGAUGCAGAGAGGCGGCUUUUGGCCAACGCCCUACUAGACUUCUCAAACGAACGAUUUGUUCUUCUGUCUGAGAGCUGUAUCCCGGUUUACGAUUUCCCUACAGUCUACAAAUAUCUCACUGAAUCAACCCACAGCUUCGUCGAAUCAUAUGAUGACCCUACUCGGUAUGGGCGUGGUCGCUACAACACUCGCAUGAAGCCUGAUAUCAAACUUCAUGAGUGGCGAAAAGGAUCUCAGUGGUUUGAGAUGAACCGUGCUUUGGCCAUCAUAAUUGUCUCAGAAACCAAAUACUACGCUAUGUUCAAGAAGUAUUGCAGGCCAUCCUGUUAUCCCGAUGAGCACUACAUUCCCACCUAUCUACAACUGCACCACGGGUAUAUGAAUGCUAACCGAAGUGUGACUUACGUUGACUGGUCAUUAGGUGGCCCUCACCCGGCAUCUUACACUGCAGCUAACAUUACCGAAGGCUUCAUACAGUCAAUAAGGAGUAAUGGCACAUCGUGUUCUUACAAUCGUGGGAAGACACAAAUCUGUUAUCUGUUUGCCAGAAAGUUUUUUCCAAGCGCUUUAGAACCAUUAGAGAAACUGUCCUUGAAGGUGAUGGGGUUUUAAAUUUUGUCACAUAGAUAAAAAGGGUUGGUUUUAUCAGUCUUUUCUGAUUUUAUUUAAUGGAGCUUUUGACAUAACUACAGUUUUGGUCAUGUAGUUUUUGUGUGUUUGUUUAUAGAGUACUGAAUAGAAGAUUUGUUGAGAGUGUUGAGCAUA